ACAGCACACAUCUGUGUUCACUUUAAAUAAACUCUACAUACAGAUAUUCCUCAGUCAGGAACUUGGCACAGAAAUCAGACAGACUUCGUGACACAUUGGCAGAUGCAUACCUAAUCGAAGCUUAUCAAUAUUAAGUGUCCUGUAUCCCUGCUUAACAUGUUUUGAGGUGUCGCUAUCCAUAUUCAGUGUUUAUAUGCAUAACUCAUUACUGAAUGUACUUUUAGAUGAAACUCACAGAGAACGUUAAACUACUUUUAUACAACAAAAACUUUCUAUUUGUUACUCCGUGUAAUGGCGAGAACUCUACUCCAAAAGAACAGGACACCACAUUGCCAGAACUCGCAAAAGAGGAGGAAGACAAUAGCCGCUACAAAACUCUGGAGGCUAACGCUACUGUUCUGAAGCUCUUGGUUGACGAUAAAAAUGGCGUCAGCAGAUCUGAGGUGUUCGAUAUGCUCCACUCUCGCGAUGACAUCGAGUCACACAUGGACCUGCCCUCUUUUCCUGAGGACGCGGAGGCCGCUCGCGUAGAGGUGCCUUCUGUGCUGCCUGAUUCUCAGGCUGAAUUCUUACAAGGUCCUGGUGAGACAGUUCGAAAGGAUUCGCAGAAGUUCCGGUACAGCAGUGUGCGCGGCGAGCCAGCAGGCGCUGCCGCUGGCAUCAUGGUUGUUGUGACGUGCAGCAUCGUGUGUCUCGCGUACACCGCGCUCAUCGUGUGGAGAAGAAUAUACUUAAAAAGAAAUGGUCUCAAGCAUGAACUGUUAAGAAAUGAAGAAAACAUUGCUGAAACGAGGAUAGAGUUGUGAACGUGCCAAUCAGAGGAGCCAUCUGAACAAAA
Molecule: messenger RNA, 838 nt
Organism: Trichoplusia ni (cabbage looper)
Lineage: Eukaryota; Metazoa; Arthropoda; Insecta; Lepidoptera; Noctuidae
Exons: 6
Coding region: 225-806 (193 amino acids)
Source: RefSeq, a predicted model, not a curated record